AACAGUAAUAAACAACAGACUUGGUGGACUUGAUCAGCAUUUUGUCUAUAUGUUAUUACAACUUGGAGCUGGUCUUGGCAAGUUGGCAUAUCCUCUCUUCUACUGUGGGCCACUGGGCCUUAGUGGAUUGGUUCAAUUGGGCCCAAAUACAGCCCAGCAUAAUGCGUCGUCGAGCCCUUCUACGUACCCUUUCUCGGAGAUUGGCCUGGAAUAUUUUGGAUGGAUCGAUCGAACGCCAUGGCCGGCGCCGGCGCCGGUGAAGGCGGCACCGUCCUGGUGGGCGUCCGAGGCUACGACAGCGGCCACCGCGAGAAGGAGGGAGGCAGCACGGCCACCUCCAGAACAAGCAACGGGCGUCCCAUCGAGAUGACAUUCUGGAACGAGGCCCCUCCCGCGCUCUCCCACUUCUCCGCCCACGGCUCCGAUCUGCCGCCCGCCGCCCAUGGCGAUCUGCUCCUGGCGCCCAAAGUCAUCGCCGUCGCCGACGGCUUGCUCCUCCUCAGAGUCCCCGUCAACCCCGUGCCCGGCGGCAAGAGUCUCUUCCGUCAGGACGACUACUUCGUCUACCAUCACCAUCAACCCGCCAGGCUAGAUCUGCUCCCCAGGCCGUGCCAGCAAUAUUGCUUACGCGACGACGAUUUCGCCAUCGUUAGCAUCUGCGGCGACAAGCAGCAGUACGUCGUUGCCGCCCUCGAGAUGAUCAACCUGCCCAGUCAAUUCGCGCUGCACCGGUACAAAUCUUCUUCUGGUGGUGGCGAUGGUGAUGAGAUCGCCGGAAAUUGGACGUGCGAGGAGGUGUUUGUGGAGGAGGCGGUGAGGGACAGGGUGUGCCCGAUCCCUGACUCAGAUGAGAGGCCCGUGUACCACAUCACCACCAAGACCAUCGUGCUCGGAGGCGCGAAGGGCACCGUCGGCUGGGUCGAUCUCUGGCGUGGCAUCCUCCUCUGCGACCUGCUCGACGAAAUGUCUCCCCCAAAGCUCCGCGACAUGCCGCUGCCAUGGCCGGCCAAGGGCAACUGGACAAGAUACCUCAGUGACAGCGAGUCCUUCUAUCGGGACAUCACCGUCAGCCAACACAAGGACUUCAUCAAGUACGUCGAGAUGGAAAUCACCAUGCCAAGAGUUGUGACCAAAACCAUAAUAUCCUCCGGUGAUCGCACCAUGCCUGCAGAUGAUCCUCCUGAUUCGUUCCUCGAAUGGGUUCGCCGGAGCAGAGAACCUCAGCCUCAGCCGACGACACGGCAGCGCUCCUCCGUCCGGCGGCCUGGCCAGUGGCUCACUACAUGGACCAUGCCUAUCCCGGUCACUUCAUGGGAGGACUGGCGCCCUGACUGCACAGCUAACUUGCAUGAUUUCCAUGUCGUCGACAACACAGCCCAUCAUGGGUUGCUGAAUAAGCUCAUGCUCAGCACCAGCGAUGAUGAGGAAGCCAAAGGGUCCAGCUUGUCCCUAGGAUGCCUGGCUAUGUCUUACCCCGCCUUGAGCAUCGACGACGACGAUGUUGUUUACCUCUUGUGCAAUUCUGCCAACAGGGAUUGUGAUAUGGGAGGAGUGAUGAUCGCCCUUGAUGUCAGGAAGAAGGAGAUUCAAGGAGAUGCAAUGUGAGUUAUUUAUGUAUCUUGACUUACCUUUGCAUCCGCUGUGUACUCGGCAAUUGUCGAGUAUUUGGGCACAUUGCCAGUGAUUGUUUGCUUUGAGUUCAACACAAAAGUCAUUUUUUUGGAAUGUCGGCCUAGCAUUUAGUUUGAGUGAGAUAAUGAAUUUAAUUCAUCACUUGAUUCUUGAUGAGUUGUUUGGUUUGAGGAAUGGGAUGGGAUUAUCCAUUACCACCUCAUUCCUCAACGCACAUGCUAUGCUAUGUUGUUGGAUGAAAAUUACUCAGCAAUAGUAUUUUUUCAUCAUACUCAUUAGAGGUAGUUAAGAACUUAUUUACAGCUAACAUGCUAACAUAAAAUUGAGCGUUAGUGAGCAGUUCCAUGAGUAACAUAAAAGAGUAAACAAAAUUGAGCUAAGC
This is a messenger RNA of Oryza sativa Japonica Group (Japanese rice), 2014 nucleotides long. RefSeq lists its product as uncharacterized. NCBI's taxonomy places the organism in Eukaryota, Viridiplantae, Streptophyta, Magnoliopsida, Poales, Poaceae. The record is from RefSeq and is a predicted model, not a curated record.